Pollicipes pollicipes is the source of this 1602-nucleotide messenger RNA. Its product is annotated as DNA polymerase alpha subunit B. Lineage: Eukaryota; Metazoa; Arthropoda; Thecostraca; Pollicipedomorpha; Pollicipedidae. The record is from RefSeq and is a predicted model, not a curated record. The coding region runs from base 1 to 1443 and encodes 480 amino acids. Gene Ontology annotation, cellular component: alpha DNA polymerase:primase complex. The transcript is spliced from 10 exons. Gene Ontology annotation, molecular function: DNA binding. Gene Ontology annotation, biological process: DNA replication initiation; DNA replication.
AUGUUCCGCGUGGACCCCGGGCUGGCUGUGAAGGCGACGAAGCGGCAGACGACGCCGACCCAGGUGACUCCGAAGCGGGGCCCGGGCCUUCCCUCGGGCCAGGCUGUGCCGUCUCGCUCGGCACUCUUCAGCCCCACCAGCUACUCCCCCACCGUGACGGCGCCCUCGGAGCGGUACGAGUCCCGCACGGGGCGCGGGGACGUCAUCGCCAGCUGGGGUCCCGAGGUGGCCGACUGGACUGCCGACGCCGAGCCGGCCGGCCCGGCCGCGCCGCUCGGCCCGGCCCGCCUCCAGCGGCCCUACCGCUACAUGUUCGAGCGGCUCCGGGACCGCACGGACGUGCUCAACGCCCACAUCCUGGCGCUGGGCGAGAGACUGCAGCGCCACCACGGCCUGGAGGAGUACGCCCAGCCGCACGCCGUCGCCCAGGAGCCGGUGUGCGCUGUCGGCCGGAUCGCCUGCGACGGCCAGGGUCGGCUCAACUCCAAGUCGAUCCUGCUGGAGGGAGGCAAGGGCACCUACGGCGAGGCGCGACACGUGGAGCUGGACGUGUCGCAGGUCCAGGACGUUGGCCUCUUCACUGGACAGGUGGUGGCGGUGACCGGGGUGAACCCCACCGGCAAGACGUUCGUGGCGUCGAGCAUCUUCAGCUCGGCGCCGCCGCCGCCCGCCGACCCGGCCCACCUGACGCACGAGCUGACCCUGCUGGCGGCCUGCGGCCCCUUCACCACCGCCGAGGACCUGCUGUACACGCCGCUCCGGGACCUGCUGGCCGAGGCCGCGCGCCUCAAGCCGCACCUGCUGCUGCUCAUGGGACCCUUCAUCGACGCCAAGAUUAUUGAGAACGAGCUGGCGGAGACGUAUCAGCAGCUGUGGAACCGGCUGUUGGAGCUGAUGCGCACUGCGCUGGCCGGGUCGCACACGCAGGUGCUGCUGCUGCCGUCGACGGCCGACCUGCACGCCGAGCCGGUGAUGCCCACGCCACCGUUGGCCACUGCCGCCGGCCCCUUCACCAUGCUGCCGAACCCGUGCUGCUUCGCCGUUGACGGCCUGGUGAUCGGAGCGACAUCUACCGACGUGCUCAUGCACCUCAGUCAGCAGGAUAUCAAACUGCCGGGCCCCGGUUCCAGCGACCGGCUGGCCCGCCUCUCCGGCUACCUCAUCGGCCAGCAGUCGUUCUACCCGCUGUACCCGGCCGAGGAGAGCGUGGGCCUGGACUUCCAGCACUGGCAGCAGCACUGUCAGCUGCCCGUGCUGCCGCACCUCCUCAUCACGCCCUCCGACUUCAGAGGCUUCGUCAAGGAGGUGAGCGGGUGCCUGGUGGUGAACCCGUCCAGACUGGCCCGGGGCCAGGUGGGCGGGUCGUACGCCAGGAUCAGGACCCCGACCACCAAGGACGGCUUGUUCCAGGACAAGUUCGCCGUCCAGGUGCUGAAGAUCUGAGGUGGCCACGGACACGAGCGGGCGGCGCCACGGGUCGGCGCACGAUCGGCCGGGUUUUGUCUGCAGCGAUUUUCCGCGAGGAGCGAGUCGAGUCUGUUGAAGUCUAAGCGAGUCAGUUACGACGUCCUUGUGUCUUGUUUCUUUCUGUGUAUGUCAAUA